UUAGGCCUGGCACUAGCGCGUGAGACUCCCCGAGUGUGGCUGGGACCGGGCCAGAAAGUGGAGUGCGGUGUCACCGGGCUGCCUUGGUCCUAGCCGAGCAGAGCUGGGAAUCACACCAACAGGAGAGCUGCUUAGGUGAAACUAGCUGUACCAAAGUCCUGUCAAAUGCUCAGAACAAACUGGAACAGAGAGAGAGACUCGUAUGAAUUUAUUCAUGAAAAAAACAUUGAUUCCUGUUUGAUCAAGCAACAAGAAGAAUAACCUCCAACAUGUCUGAUUUGAGCAGGGCUGAAGAACAAGAGUUAGAAAAGAGCUUAGUUGAGGAAGGAGAUAGAACAGCAUCUAAAGCUUCAGAGGCAGAGUCUGCUGUCAGUUCGGAUGACAAUAAUACAACUUCAGGUAAAGGGCAUUGUGCUGGAAAUGAAAAGGAAGAUGUUAGCGACCAAGAGGACAGCACAUCAAAAAAGAGAAAAUCAGAACUUGAAGAUCAUCCUAGAAAAGUGCAUUUGGAAGAAGGGCAUGGGCAAACUGUAGCUGCACAUUACAAUGAACUUCAAGAAGUUGGACUAGAAAAACGUAGCCAGAGUCGCAUUUUUUUCCUUAGAAAUUUUAAUAACUGGAUGAAGAGUCUUCUCAUUGGUGAAUUUAUAGAAAAGGUACGACGUAGGAAGCGAGAUAUCACUGUGUUGGAUCUGGGAUGUGGCAAAGGUGGAGACCUGCUUAAAUGGAAAAAAGGCAAAAUCAGCAAACUUGUGUGCACAGAUAUUGCUGAAGUUUCCAUGCAACAGUGCCAACAGCGGUAUGCAGACAUGAAAGCCCGGUGUCGUUCUAAUGAAUACAUUUUCAAUGCAGAAUUUGUAACAGCUGAUAGCUCCAAGGAACUUUUGUCUGACAGUUACAGUGAUCCACAUAUGUGUUUCGACAUAUGCAGCUGUCAGUUUGUUUACCAUUACUCAUUUGAGACAUAUGAGCAGGCUGACAUGAUGCUUAAAAAUGCUUGUGGGAAUCUCUGUCCUGGAGGGUAUUUUAUUGGCACAACUCCAAAUAGCUUUGAGCUUGUAAAGCGACUUGAAGCCUCAGAAACGGAUUCAUUUGGGAAUGAUGUGUACACCGUACAGUUUGAGAAGAAGGGGGAGUAUCCCUUGUUUGGCUGCAAGUAUGACUUUAACUUGGAAGGAGUGGUUGAUGUCCCUGAGUUCUUGGUUUAUUUUCCUUUGCUGAUAGAAAUGGCAAAAAAAUAUGGCAUGAAACUAGUCUACAAAAUGACAUUUCGGGAAUUCUACGAAGAAAAGAUUAAGAAUGAGGAAAAUAAAAUGCUGUUAAAGCGAAUGCAGGCUUUGGAGCCAUAUCCUGCAAAUGAUAAUUCCAAACUUGUCUCUGAUAAACCUGAUGAUUAUGAGCAUGCGGAAAAGCUCAUGAAAGAUGGCAGACCAAAGUUACCUCUGGGAACCUUGAGUAAAUCUGAAUGGGAAGCAACAAGUAUUUACUUGGUUUUUGCAUUUGAAAAGCAACAGUGAAAAGAACAAUACUGGAAGAAGCAAGAAGAGAUUGCAUCCUGGUACAAGUUGGAGUGAUGUAAAACCAUUGUGGCGACUAUUUUUUUAUGUUUAUUUUUUAAUUAUUAGAAGUGUGCAGGACACUACCAAAAACUAGGGCAAGCUCAUGAAUCUGAGUUACAGUUGCCUAUCUGCGACAGAUGGACUUUUGUGUAUAUAGAAGAUUGUCUGAACCUGGUUUUUAAAUAUUUUUCAGUAAUCUGCAUGCUCUCGGAAAUGCCAUUUGAACUCCACAACGCUCUUGUUUCCGAUAAGAAGUUUGUUAGUAAAGUUUGUUCAGGUGACCAAGGGCCUGGUCCUGUACCCAUUGAAGUCAAUGGAAGGACUUCCAGUGACUGCAGUGAUGUAGGAUCAGGGCCUGAGAGCACUGUACAGCAAAGCUCAGAUUGAUCACAGUGCAGCACUUCGACAGUGUUAAAUUGUAUUGAAGUUGUAGUUUAUGUAGAAAGGUCCCAAACUGUUCUUGUUUUUUGUGAUCACUGAUAUGUAGUGUCAUUACAUGAUAACUUCAAGAUUAAAUGGGUUUAUGUUCUGUACCUGAAUGUGCUGAAAGUAUUAUUAGAGAUGCCUUCAAUAAUUGAAUUUCUGCCCAUUUUAAUGUUCUGCAGAUUAUCUGCAAACAGGUAGCAACCCCUAAAUUUAGAUUGCCUAACACUUUCAAUUAUAAAAGAUGCCUGUGACUUUUUUUACUUAGAAGCUUUAACACUUUUCUUGUUUGUGGCACUUCUUUGAAACUUGGCAGGGAUAAAUCUUGGGGGCUAAAGAUAUGCUUUCCACUCGUUCUGUGAAAUAUUAUUCAGAUUUGGCUGAGUUGAUAAAUUAUUGAAAAUAAUUAUUUCCUUUCUCUCACUUGUGCUGCUCAGGAAAAUUUUGGCAGCAUAUCAAAAUAACUAACUAGCUUUCUAAAGAGUUGGGCCUAUGCUUCACUAAGACUACCUGGGAUUUGACUGAGCACCUACAGUAGUGGGCACGGAGAGCUUACCCCCCACCUCCCCCCAGUGACAUAUGGCACUAAUGACUACUUCCCCCACCUUGGGAUAAAGCCCUUUUGAGCUGCCAGCUAAUGAAGUCUUAUAGUUUGAUUGGUACAAAUGUGUACUGCAGUGUUGAAGGUUUAGGGUUCAAACCCUGCUGUUACAUGGUAUGAGUGGUUGUUACUGGUCUACCUAAUAGAACUUGUUUUUUUACCUUUUUUUUCCUUUAAAAAAAAAAAUCCUAAAAUUACAUGCCCAAAACAAUCAAAUGAACAUUAUUUAGGUUGCAAAGUCAAGCACUCAAAAUUUAGGAAAUGUCAGAUUUAUAGUUUCCUGGGCAUCCUUAAUAAUGUGAUCAUAUACUGUCUACGUGACCCUUGCCUCGUUCACUGUACAAGAUGGAAGCACAAAGGAGAAGAGUUACAGUUGCCUGGGCAACUUAAAUUGUUUGGUUGUAAUGAUGCAACUCCAUUCAUUAUAAUGCCACUGCUUUGGUGUAAAUGAAGCUCCUCCCAGAUUAAGUGUCUUUCUCUAUGGCUACAUCUACACUACAGCCGGGAUCGAUGCUCUGAGCUUGAUCCACCAGCGGUUGAUUUAGGGGGGGGUCUAGUGAAGACCCACCAGAUUGACAGCAGAUCGCUCUCCAGUCGACCCUGUACUCUACCCCUGACGAGAAGAGUAAGGUAAGUUGACAGGAGAAUUUCUCCCGUUGACACCCCCUCCCCCACGGUGUAGACCCUGUGGUAAUUCAACCCAAGGUAUGUCGACUUCGGCUACAUUAUUCACGUAAUGUAGACACACUCUGUGUUGUAGCUAAGCAAUUUCUAAAUGUGAGAACUUUUAAGUGUUUUAUGGGACUGCACAGAAACAUCAAAUCUAGAUCAGCU
Molecule: messenger RNA, 3417 nt
Organism: Chelonoidis abingdonii (Abingdon island giant tortoise)
Lineage: Eukaryota; Metazoa; Chordata; Testudines; Testudinidae
Gene: RNMT
Product: RNA guanine-7 methyltransferase
Biological process (GO): 7-methylguanosine mRNA capping
Cellular component (GO): nucleus
Molecular function (GO): mRNA 5'-cap (guanine-N7-)-methyltransferase activity
Source: RefSeq, a predicted model, not a curated record